Messenger RNA from Macrosiphum euphorbiae (potato aphid), 1506 nucleotides. NCBI's taxonomy places the organism in Eukaryota, Metazoa, Arthropoda, Insecta, Hemiptera, Aphididae. The record is from the annotation of a GenBank genome assembly.
AUGGCGGACGAUUUUGACAUCGAAGCGUUGCUCGAAGCUCCCUAUAACAAAAAAGAGCCGGAAGCGCAGCCAAAAGAGAGUAACGGCACUGAGGAAAAAUCACGUAAAGACAAGUCCCGUAAAAGUCGCCAUCGUACUAGAUCUCGGUCGCGCGACAAGGCUCGCAAACACAGUCGGUCCAAAGAUGACCGCAAGCACCGACGAAAAAGUCGUUCUAAGGACCGACAUCGUAGUCGCUCCAGAGACCGACAUGCGCGCCGACGCACUUCUAAAGACAAACGAAGUCGUACACGGUCUCCUGUCAAACUACCAAAAUAUGGACCACCUUUACCUCCUCCGCGCUACGGUAGAAAACCAUCACCUCUGGCGUCCAAAGUGCCACCAGCUAGUAUGUUAACUCCCGAGGAAAGAGAUGCUAGGACAGUGUUUUGUAUGCAACUUUCAAAGACAAUUCGAGCUAGAGAUUUAGAAGAAUUUUUUUCAUCUGUUGGCAAAGUCAGGGAUGUUAGAAUGAUCACUUGUAAUAAAACUCGUCGGUUUAAGGGUAUUGCUUACAUAGAAUUUAAAGAUCCCGAGUCUGUUCCACUUGCUAUGGGUCUAAACGGUCAAAAGCUUUUAGGCGUUCCUAUUGUUGUUCAACCCACUCAGGCCGAAAAAAACCGUAUGGCUAAUUCAAUGCCAAAUAUGGUACAACGUACACAUUAUGGACCAAUGAAAUUGUAUGUCGGUUCAUUACACUACAACAUCACUGAAGAAAUGUUACGAGGAAUAUUUGAACCUUUUGGACACGUUGAUAACAUACAGUUAAUGAUGGACACUGAAACAGGCCGAUCCAAAGGCUAUGGAUUUUUAACAUAUCGUAAUGCAGAAGAUGCUAAAAAAGCCCUUGAACAUUUGAAUGGAUUUGAAAUAGCUGGUCGGCCCAUGAAGGUAGGUCAUGUAACUGAAAACCAUUCUGUGUAUGACAAAACUGCUUUUGAAGUUGACGAGUUAGACAGAGCUGGUUAUGAUUUGGGAGCUACUGGUAGAUUGCAACUGAUGUACAAACUAGCAGAAGGUACUGGAUUCCCAAUUCCGCAGGCUGCAGCCAAUGCACUUCAAGUUGCAUCUGGGGUGCAGGCAGCUCCAGCUGCACCAACUGUUCAGGUGACUCCUCCAAUCGCAACCCAAUGCUUUUUAUUAGCCAACAUGUUUGAUCCAAACAAAGAAGACGGAGAUAGUAAUACUACUUGGGAAACUGAGAUUAGGGAUGAUGUGAUUAAGGAAUGCAACAAACAUGGCGGUGUUUUGCAUGUGUAUGUGGAUAAAGCAUCUCCACAGGGCAAUGUGUACGUCAAAUGUACAACAAUUGAAACUGCGCUUGCAUCUGUAGCAGCUUUACAUGGUCGAUGGUUUGGUGGACGUGUAAUUACUGCAGCAUAUGUGCCUGUAACAAACUAUCACAAUUUGUUUCCCGAAGCUUCUUCACUGACAAAACUGUUGGUAUCAUCCAGAAGUAAAAAUUAA